GAGCAAAUGAAGUUUUGGAAGACGUGCAUACAGUCAUAUAUAAAUCGUUUGCUUAAAUCUUUUUUCUUUUCUUUUUCGUUUCGACAAAACUUGUCGAGUUGACGUGAGUGCGAAAUCUUGUGCUAUACGUUUUCUCCUGCAUAAUUCAUUUCAAAAGAAGGCGCGAUUGGCUGUUCACACCAAGCAGAAAGGGUCAUUCUGAACACGAGGGAAGAUUUAAGCCGGAUGACAUAACUGAAGAGGAGCAGGAUGGCAAUCUACAAAAGAAUCUUAUCUGGAAAUCUCUGGAGGUUUUUUACUCUGCUGUCUGUGUUUCUAAUGGCAAAUGAAGUGUCUCUGCAGGAGACUGUUGUGGGUUUUAUUGGAGGCUCUGUUGUUUUACCUUGUUUUUCUAAAAAACCUCCAAUUACAAUUCAAGACAUCACAGUGCUCUGGAGAAACAAGUACGACCUGAAUGUGUAUGAGAUUAAUAAAGGUAAAGUCUCUGUGGAAGGACAGAAUCAAGAGUACAAUAACAGAGCUGAAACCUUCCCUGAGGAGUAUAAGACUGGAAACUUUUCUCUCAAACUCAACAACCUUCAACACACUGAUGCAGGAAAAUACCUGUGCUACAUCAUGUCAAAAGAGUCAGAAGACUGGAUUGUUGAACUUCUUAUUGAAGAGCGUCCAGAAAGACAACUACCCAACGAAGGAACAAAACCAAGACCAGAGAUGCUUGUAAUGAUCAUUUCCAUUCUGUGUAUUUGCAUUAUAUUUUCUUAGGCUUUUUUACUUCUCACUUUUACAGUUUAACUAUUCAAGGGGGUCUUUAUGAGGUUUUUUUUUUUUUUUUUUAAUACUUUUUUUUUGUAAUACUAGUAAUUACUAAUUGUAAUUUAAGUAUACAGAAGGCUGUGAAAUAGUUGUAAUGUGAACCAACCCCAGGACUAAUGUGAUGCACUGUAACAAAGCACAACUUGUAUAUUCGUUACAAUUGCUAGGACCUAUUUCUCAUUACUUAGGUCAGC
Messenger RNA from Labeo rohita (rohu), 1007 nucleotides. RefSeq names its product V-set domain-containing T-cell activation inhibitor 1. Gene Ontology annotation, biological process: negative regulation of T cell proliferation; immune response; cellular response to lipopolysaccharide. The record is from RefSeq and is a predicted model, not a curated record. Gene Ontology annotation, cellular component: external side of plasma membrane. The coding region runs from base 250 to 762 and encodes 170 amino acids. The transcript has 5 exons. Lineage: Eukaryota; Metazoa; Chordata; Actinopteri; Cypriniformes; Cyprinidae.